Messenger RNA from Scleropages formosus (Asian bonytongue), 4070 nucleotides. RefSeq names its product dymeclin (gene dym). The transcript has 17 exons. The record is from RefSeq and is a predicted model, not a curated record. Gene Ontology annotation, biological process: Golgi organization. The coding region runs from base 252 to 2267 and encodes 671 amino acids. Gene Ontology annotation, cellular component: Golgi apparatus. NCBI's taxonomy places the organism in Eukaryota, Metazoa, Chordata, Actinopteri, Osteoglossiformes, Osteoglossidae.
GCUGUGGCGACGUGGAAACAUGGAGGAUUAGAUGAGAAACUGGCUGAUAUCUUAGUAUCGGAAUUCACUUAAUAAUAAACAGUACCGUUUCUGUCCGACCAAAGAGAAGACGAGACGGACAGCACCAGCGGCCACAGCAACUGUCAAGAAAAACACGUGUCAUUGAUUGCGUCGAUCGGCAGGCACUUCUUGGCAGGGCAGGGUGUCGUUGGACAUGAAGCUGUGAGACGGGGCCUUUCCAGCAUCAGGAGAUGGGAGCGAACACCAGCCAAAUCGGCGACCUCUCGGAGAACCAGAGCCUCAGGGCCCUGGUGGGCACGGAGGCCAUUUCGGAAAAUGACCCGUUCUGGAACCAGCUCAUCUCCUUCACCUUUACCAGUCCCACCAACAGCGGUGACUCCAAACUUCUUGAAGAGGCUGUCACCCCCUUGGCCAAGAUCCUGAUCGAAAACAAUCCCAGAACAGGAAACUUUGGAGCACUCGUGAGAGUUUUCCUUGGACGAACCAGAGAGUUGAAAAUAUCCACAGAAUGCCAAGAUCAGCUCUUCAUCUGGCAGGCGCACAAUACACUCUUCAUGAUCCGCUGCCUGCUCAAGGUCUUCAUCCGAGAGAUGAACGAGGAGGAGCUGUGCCAGCAGUUUGAGUACCAGCAGAGGGCGCCCGGCUCCUGCGAAGCUGAGAGUGAAGACCUGCUGAAGGAGAUGAUCUGCAACCUGGUUCACCUGAUUGUGGAGGUGCCGCUGCUGGACAUUACAUACAGCAUCCUGUUUGAGGCAGUGACGACUCUCCUCGUGCUGCUCUCCUACCAGCUUUUUCAUAAGGAGAUCCUGAGGGACGGACACAUCUACAAGUACCUAAUGCAGGGGAGGUGCUUGGAGCUCACCAGUCGGCUGGUCAAGACUCUGCUCUACAAUUUCAUCAGACAGGAGAAGUGUCCUCCUCCAGUCACACACAUCUUUGAGCCCCAGUCUGAAGGUGGCGGGCUCCUGUACGGCCUUGCCUCGGGUGUGGCAAGCGGCCUGUGGAACGUGUUCACUCUGGGGGGCGCUGGGAGCCGCACCGGGUCAGAUCAAGAACAGCACCCGUUACCGCUGUCCACCCAGAGCUUACUGCUCCUGUUGGUGCUGUCCAACCUGACGGAUGGACCGGACCAGCCAAACCCCUAUCGGCAGGCCAUCAUGUCCUUCAAGAACACUCAAGAUACAUCUUCCAUCCCAUCACCUCACCCACACACGUUUCAGAUCAACUUCAACAGCCUGUACACGGCGCUAUGUGACCAGCAGCGCUCGGACCCGGCCACCCUGCUGCUGUACACGCUGCUGCACCAGAACGCCAACGUGCGCACUUACGUGCUGUCUCGCACCGAUGUAGAGAACCUGGUGAUGCCCAUUCUGGAGAUCCUGUACCAUGUGGAGGACAGGAACUCGCAUCAUGUCUACAUGGCCCUCAUCAUCCUUCUCAUCCUCACAGAGGAUGACACAUUCAACCGGUCAAUUCAUGAAGUUAUGCUGAAGAACAUCACCUGGUACACGGAACGCUCCUUGACAGAGAUCUCCCUGGGGAGCCUGUUGAUCCUAGUGGUGAUCCGGACCAUUCAAUUCAAUAUGACUCGCACCAGGGACAAGUAUCUUCACACCAACUGCCUGGCAGCCCUGGCAAACAUGUCGGCUCAGUUCCGCUGCCUGCAUCAAUACGCAGCACAGCGGAUCAUCAGCCUGUUCGCUCUGCUGUCCAAAAAGCACAACAAGGUUCUGGAACAGGCCACGCAAUCGCUGAGAGGUCCCCUUGGGUCCGGAGGCAGCACCACGCUACCGGAUUAUGCCCAGGAUCUAAAUGUGAUAGAGGAGGUGAUCCGAAUGAUGCUGGAGAUAAUCAACUCCUGCCUGUCGAACUCGCUGCACCACAACCCCAACCUGGUCUAUGCCCUGCUCUACAAGAGGGAGCUCUUCGAGCAGUUCCGCUCACACCCGUCCUUCCAGGACAUCAUGCAAAACCUUGACACGGUGAUCGGUUUCUUUAGCAGUCGCCUGGAGCAGGCUGGGUCAGACCUGUCGGUGGAACGUGUGCAGGAGGUCAUCAAGAAAGGAGCCGUAGCCCUUCCCAAAGACCGUCUUAAGAAAUUUCCAGAGCUGAAGUUUAAGUAUGUGGAAGAGGAUCAGCCUGAAGAUUUCUUCAUCCCAUAUGUUUGGUCUCUAGUCUUCAACACAGGAGUAGGCCUACACUGGAGCCCACAAGGCAUUGAGCUCUUCAGCAUGGACUCCAGCUGAGUGCUUGUGUGAACUGUGUGUGUGUGUGUGUGUGUGUGUGUGUGUGUGUGUGUGUGUGUGUGCGCGUGCACGUGUAUGGGGUGAUAUGGUCAGCUGUCCACUUGUAGGACAUCUGAGGUGUGUGCAUACGUGUGUGCUUUCCUGUGGAAACGCCUGAUCCUCCGCUAAAAGAAGUGGGUUUGGGGCUUUCCUCUUUCGUUUUUGCUGUGUCCACUCGAAAAAUUAUUAUUGCAUGCAGCCUUUCCAGCCCAAGCUCAAGGCUCCCUGUGCAGUUGUGCUGAGCAGAGAGGUACAGUUACUGCAGAAGGCUAAGAGGGAUGCUUUACAACCCCACCAUUUCACAGGCUCCACUCAUUCUUUGGCAUAAAAUUUUUACCUCCUGCUUGUGGCAAAUGUCCUCAUAAACUCAAGAAACUGAAAUUGUACUUAUAUUGAUCUGACAGAUUUCUUUCUGAGGUACUGAAAGGCACUUAAAACAAACAAAGGAAAUGCGAGCGAAACCGUUGUACCAGGCAGAUGGUUAUUUCACAAGGGUAGCAUGCUGUUUUCAGCCUUCGUUUUCAAUUAUCGGCAAGCUGUUGUAACCGGAGAACAGUCGCAAAAAAUGCUUUUUCUUUAGUGAAGUGCUGGUUUUAAUGGUAAAGUAACCUGAUAAGCUUAUUGUUAUUGCAGAGGGACCUUUUGGAACUAGAAGGCUUGUAAAAGUCCAAUUAACCCAGGCUUAUGAUGUGAACAGUGGUACUUUUUACAUGGUUUUAGUUCAUUUUCAUUGAAAGAUUGUGAAGUAUAACCUCUGAAGAAAUGGUCAUCAUUCUAGCAAGGGCAAAAGUGUACCGUGAGAACACAGAUCAAGAUCAGGUUUUCAUAUCUUUUUUUUUCUAUUCAUUGAUUAUGCCUACUGUGUAGAUCGUCUUUGCAGAGAAGUUACAAAAAGGAAAAAAUAAGUCUACAAAAUGGGGAAUAGAGUUUUAUUUCAAGUUUGACCUAUACGUUCAACCUUCACAUGAACCAGAUACACUAUGGAUCGAGGAGUGCAUGUAUAGUAUCCUACAGGACAUUGCACAUAGCAUGUGUGGUGCAGCAUCCCCAAAAUUACACUGAAAGAAUGAGGAAUGCUGAGAUGGUGUGUUUUUGAUUUUUGCUGAUUUUUUUAUGUUCUCUUUUUGCAUUGAAUUAAAAAGGGUAAUUUAUUCAUGUCUUUUGAAGGUACAGGACACGACAUGCAUUGCUAUGUAAUGUUGGAUAAAGGUGCUGCAAGGGUAAGGGGAGGUCCAGUUUGUUACAUGAAGUAUCUUUGCUGAUACUGACGCAAAAACAUCACUGUUACACAGGAGAGACAACCCUCACAAUUUACAUGCAGUAAACAAUGUAGUUUUUAUGUGCUGUAAAACACUUUAUUUAUUUUCAUUUAAAGCUCAUUGCAGCUAAAAAAAUUCUAGAAAUAAAUAGGAUUUACUGUUUCUCCCUUGUGGGGGAAAUAGCUCUGGCGUGUUACUUUGAGCAAAGUUAAAACAAACAAUAUUUUAUCAAAUGAGGCCAGGGUGAUAUUUAUAAUCAUUUGAAGAUGCCUUACUCAUGUCUUCCUUCUAAUUACUGUGUAUCAAGGAUUUAAAUCUUUGUAAAAUAUCAAUAAAAUGAACCAAUAUUAAGAAAGUUAUAAUUGUCCUAUUAUUAUAUGGUUAUUAUUAUUAUUAUUUUUAUUAUUACUGAGUCUAUGGAGAACAGUACAAGCAGUCCCCGGGACUUACGUACAACCCGUAGUUUCAAACCACCCCCUGUAAAGCCUAUUAUAUUAAAAAUUCA